Messenger RNA from Vespula pensylvanica (western yellowjacket), 1341 nucleotides. Its product is annotated as activating signal cointegrator 1 complex subunit 1. Gene Ontology annotation, biological process: regulation of DNA-templated transcription; DNA alkylation repair. The record is from RefSeq and is a predicted model, not a curated record. Gene Ontology annotation, molecular function: RNA binding. The coding region runs from base 256 to 1320 and encodes 354 amino acids. NCBI's taxonomy places the organism in Eukaryota, Metazoa, Arthropoda, Insecta, Hymenoptera, Vespidae. The transcript is spliced from 7 exons. Gene Ontology annotation, cellular component: nucleus.
AACUUACGCAUUAAAUAAUCUUAUCACAAAGUAAUAAUCACAAAGUGUCAGUAAAACUAGUCACUGAAACUUAUUUUUCAUAUAGAUUUAAGAAAUAAUUAAAAAAAAAAAAAAAUUGAAAACAAGAUUUUAUGUUUAAUAAUCAGGUUGUAUGAUAAGAGUUAACUGUCAUAAUAAAAAGUGAAUUGAGUAUUUGAUAAAAAUUAAUACAACAUUUACUGCUUAAUACUUUAUAAUAAUUUAAAUAUAAUAAAAAUGGAUGUAUUAAAACCAGAGCUAAUAUGGGUGGAUGGAAGAUGUUACAGAUUUUUUGAAAGUGAAGCUUGGAUAAAUAAGAAUAAUAUGGAUUCAUAUGUAGAGGAAGAUUAUCAGGCAGAUUAUACAGAUGAGGAAUGUUCUGAUUUUAACAUUGAAAUAGUACCUCAUGGAGAAGCAAAAUUAAAACAUUCGUUUCAUGUUGCAAAGCCAUUCUUUCCGUUUAUUAUUGGUUCCAAAAAUGCAGUACGUAAGAGAAUAGAAAUUGAGACCAAAACAAGUAUACAAGUUCCCAAACCAGAACAAGAUGGAGACAUAGUUAUAAUUGGAUCAGAUCGUAGAGGCAUAUUAUCAGCACGACAUCGAAUUGAUUUAAUUAUAGAAGUAUCUAGGAAAAAAUUAAGCUACACACAUUUUUUGUCUAUACCAUUAAAUACAGAUGAGAUUAUUAAAAAUUUCAAUUCAUUUAAAAGUGAUGUAAUUCAAAAAUUUGGAGGAGAUAUUACAGGCAUAAAUGAAAUUAUUUUCCAGAAACCAAUUAAAUUGCAUCUUACUAUAGGAAUGCUUACUUUAUUAGAUGAAGAAGAAAGAAACCAAGCAGUACAAACAUUUAUGGAUUGCAAACAACAUAUUAUUGACCCUUUCAUUGAGAAACAUGGUUUAUUUACUUUAGAAAUAAAAGGUGUUCAAUCCAUGAAUGAUAAUCCAAGUGCCGUUAAAAUUCUUUAUGGAAUAGUAUUUACAGAAAAUGAUAUAUUACAAGAAUUGUUUAAUCAAAUAGUAGAUUAUUUUGCAGAAAAGGACUUAAUGCCAAACAGAACAAAAGAUGUUAAAUUACAUGUUACUUUCAUGAACAUAGCGUAUAGAAAGAAAGAUAACAAUGUAACAAUAGAUAAAAAUAUUUACAAAAAAUUUGAUGCCACACAAAUUUUAAAUGAAUAUAAAGAUACAUUAUUUGGUAAAACGGUUUUAAAAGAAAUUCACUUGUCACAACUUAAAACUGCUACAGAGGUAAACUAUUAUCAAGCAACAGCUAAAAUUACAUUGGGUGAGGAACAACCAUAAUAAAAAAGUAAAUUUAAAGUC